GAUUUGUAUGUGUAUAUUGUAUUCGAUAUGGUCUAGUAGGAUUUAUGCAUUAAUCUUAUCUGUUUCAUAGAAAUCUGCUUUAUAUUUCUUAGUUUGAAAAUUAUUUCAAUUUAGGGUGAAUUAUUUUCGUUAAGUCAAGAAUGGCGCAAGUAUCAGCUGCAACAGUGAGGAAAAGCGGUCGAAAUAUAGCAACAAAAGCGCUGAUUGUGCAAGAAUAUAAACGAAGAUUAAAGGAUAACAUUAAAUCGUUGAAUGAUAAUUUUAUUAAUAUUAUUUCUGUUGCAAAGAUUAACAUCGACGAUGCGGCACACAAAAAUCCAGUAGGUCGUAUGAGUGAUUAUUAUACAAUGAGAAACGAAACUGCUGCACGGGCUGCUCUAAUGAUACGAGCUGCAGAUGAGUUAUUGAAGUUAACGCACGAUCUGAAGGAAUUCCUAAUUUUACAUGACUUCAAUUUUUUGAGUUACGCCAUCCAGAAUGCUGAAGAUCGAGCUGAAAGAAAAAUGGACGACUGUAUAUUGCGGUAUGACGCAAUGCGUUUGGAUACAUCAUCCAUGGUAACAGAUAUCGAUAGGGAGCUCAUGGAUCACUUUUCAAUUAGGCAUUGACUCGAGCAAUUGUUUAUCUCCCUGACUAAAAUGUCUCUGUAUUAUUUCUGUUGAUAUAUACAUACGUUAAUAAACUACUGAUUUCACG
Loa loa (African eye worm) is the source of this 696-nucleotide messenger RNA. RefSeq lists its product as hypothetical. The coding region runs from base 141 to 608 and encodes 155 amino acids. Gene Ontology annotation, biological process: regulation of transcription by RNA polymerase II. The transcript has 4 exons. NCBI's taxonomy places the organism in Eukaryota, Metazoa, Nematoda, Chromadorea, Rhabditida, Onchocercidae. Gene Ontology annotation, cellular component: mediator complex. The record is from RefSeq and is a predicted model, not a curated record. Gene Ontology annotation, molecular function: transcription coregulator activity.